Zea mays is the source of this 4441-nucleotide messenger RNA. RefSeq lists its product as uncharacterized. NCBI's taxonomy places the organism in Eukaryota, Viridiplantae, Streptophyta, Magnoliopsida, Poales, Poaceae. The record is from RefSeq and is a predicted model, not a curated record. The coding region runs from base 1708 to 4176 and encodes 822 amino acids. The transcript is spliced from 7 exons.
CUUCUUCUUCCUUCAGAAAUCGCAAGAAAAUGGGGAAGAGAAGCCAGAAGCGCCUUAUUCGACGCCACCAGGACGGCAGCAUAGGCUGCAUGGCAGGCCUCAUCCGCAUGUUCUAUUCCCGCCAUGACGCCAAUAAGCUCCUGUUGGACAGGAAGCAGCCAGGGAGUAGAAGGCACAGUUUCAGUGCCUUUUCUGGACGAAGGGGCCACUCAAGAAAGAAUUCCAAGGACUUGGACGAAAUAGAUGAAUACGGCGAUUAUGCAUGCGUGUACUUCAAUAUCUCCCACAGAUACGGUUCUAGUUAACAAUAUACAAGGGCUUAGGGGUACCCCAUCGAUUGCAUACUUUGCAUGUAUAUUAGCAUUCAAAUGGGAAUUGUUUAUUUUAGUUUUUUUUCUAAACGUAAUAGCAGGAGCUCUGCCUUUCAAUUAAAAAGAACGGAAUUGAUCUAGUUUUAAAGAAAAUCGGGUCUAAAACCUACACAGAGUGCACAAACAACUCACACAACGGUAGCCCUCCACACAAAACUCGUUCAGAUUCAUCGUUGUCGAGCUCAACGUAAAGGAUGAGCAGCUCUGACUUCACUAGACAGGCCGCACAUGGCUAAAGGAACUUAACGACUCCUACACCCAAACAUCGACGCAAAAGGAUGCCAAGCCUCAAUACACUCCACGCAAGGCAGCUCCGGUUCUUCACCAACAAGUUUGCUUCUCCGCCUCGCUCCCGGCAAUUGCCCAACCUACGAAACAAUCCAAUCCUUGAUAAGAGGGUUUAGUCUCAUAUCAUUGUUGUCGAGCCACAUCCUCUGAUGCAGCAGUUUCAGCUUUAUGUUGCAAAACCCUACCUCCAUCCGCAUACCAGAUGUCGAGAAGUGAAAGCAACAAUCCAAGACGACAUUGUGGCCAAGACAAACUUUAACAGCGGCGUCUUUAAAAAGGGAGUGACGUGUAGAACGUCACCGUCGUCCCUUGUUCGGGAUAGAUCGGAUUUUUAUCUAUAGAAGACAAUGUUAAGAAUGCGACACUCCCGACGGGGGAAGUGGCAUCCACAACCACAAGCGUCACCAUUGCUGCGAUGGCUUUUGGCCAAGAAGUCUCUCAGCCCAUCGCCAGGCCAAACGAGAGGAGAGCCCCGCCGCAAGCAUCUCGACCAUAGUGCAGCCCUGCCAACGCACCUCAUCGGGCCACUGGACGUCUCUCUCUCAAACUUUGUGGCCUCGCAACGCCCACGUAGGCACCACCCCUCCUCUCCGCAGGAACCACCAUCACCAAGGCGUAGAUCCAGCGAGAGGGCCCAAAACCAGGCUGACGGCCCCAAAACCGCCGGACCCCGGUGAGGCCAGGGAGGAGACGCGGUUGUGGGCGGGAGGGGAGAACAGAGCAACUCCCUACCGACGCCAACCACGCGCCCCUAGCGCUGUCGGCCACAGAGCUGAGUAGGGCCGCCUCGCCCUCACACCCGCUCGCGCCCACUAGGAUACGGUGCCCGAAAUGCCGGUGGAAUGCCACAGGCACCGGCUCCAACACGGUCGCCGGCACAGCCAGCAGCGCCCGGCCGGCAGCGGGCCUGAGCGCCUCCGUCACCGUUCCGGGGCCCGCGCGCACCCUCCGGCAGCGGCGAGACGGAGGGAAGAAGGGAGAGAGAGGCGGCGGCGACGGCUAGGGUUACGCCCGCCGAAGUUGCCCACGCGGGAGGCUCUUCAAGCUUAUGUUCUAUAACAUGGAGGAACCCAGUUCCAGCAAACCAACAGUCAAAAGACUUAUGGAGGACGAGCUACGAAAGCUAAAACAGCUGAAGCUUCCAAAUGAUGAGGUUGAGAGAAUAUUAGCUGACCUGGGACAUGGUGCCUGCCUGGACAAAAGUUCAGCCCAAAACAGCAAAGCGAAGAAGGGAGACCAAAAUCACAUCAGAGGUAUCACCACCACGGCUGCUCCAUCUGGAUCUUUGGAUCCCACUGCUUCCAACUGCAUAAAAGAAGCAGAAGAAAAUGAGCUUGAAUUUGCCUUGGCAGAUUUCUUAGGACGGAUCCAUAGAAAUUGCAACAAUAAUGGGGAGUUAUGUACGGAGAUGAAAGCCCUAAUCCAAACAAAGAUUGCAGAGCUAGAUAAUCCUCCGUGCACAUUUGCUUAUGAGCAGCAAACUUCACGGGGUGACGAAUAUGAUACUGCUGGUGGCAAACAUCGAUGUAGCAGUAGUAAAACUCAGCCCAAAAAAUUCAGAGAUGCGCUGGAGAUGCUAAGCUCAGACACCGAACUUUUCUUUCAGAAGUCAAAUUCACGUAUUUUGGAGAGCGCCCAAAGAAACCAAAACAGACUGAUAGGGAACAAUCUAGAGCCCACAAAAAUAGCAGAUAAUACCGACUCCAACAAAGAUCCAAAGAGUCUGAACCAGCAUGAGUUGGCCACCAGGAGAUAUGGUAAAGAGAGCAGGAAUAUCUUUUUCUGGAAGAAGGAAAGAUCCUCACCAAGGCAGACUGCACAAGGAACCAGUAGUUCUCAGCCAGUUAACAAAAUAGUUAUACUGAAGCCAAAUCCAAGGAGAGAGAUCGGCCAUGCUGUGGCUGUUAGUUCAACCCAAGCUCCAAAACUAGGUGCAACCGAGAGCUCAAAAUUUUCAAUUAAGGAGGUCAGAAGGAGAUUCAGAAUCGUGACUAGUGAAGCUACAAAAGGAAUACCCUCAGUGUCUGAAGAUAACCUCCAAAAAGGUCAGCAUUGGCUCAACAGUUCAGCUUUCACAAUAAUAAAAGAUACCAGACAGCUCGCUGAACAGACCUCAGAAGGGAAAUUCUCAUCUUCAGUUAUGAAGGAUUUUAGAUCAUCAAACAGCGGUAGGCAAAAGAAAAGAAAAAAUGAUGGGCCAACCGAAAAAAACAGUAGCAUAAUUACGUCAUCCAAGGAUGAAUCUGUCUUCUAUGACGAGGCCAGGAAACAUCUAACAGAGAUUCUCAAGGACAAAAGACAAACAACCAAGCAGCACCCGACACUUGAGAUCUCAAGGUCCUUGGUGAGGAUGCUUUCCUUCCCUCAGUCCAGCACAUCAUCACCUAGGAGUAGCCCUAGGGCAAAAGACUGCAUUUACCUCUCACCUGAAGAGGCAAGCAUUCGUGCCAUAUACAAGUCAAAUAAAGAUCUUUUAGAAGAAGAAAGCCAGUCUGGAGAAUUUCCAGAGAAUGUUGUGUGUGAUCCUAGUGAAGCACUGCAUGAGCAGGCUGUUCAGGAAAGGUGGUGCGUCAAAGAAGAAAGUCAAGAAACAACACAAGAAGGUGCAGAACUUGACACUCUGCGCACUAAAGAAAUUGACAAGCUGGAUUGCAUGGGAAAAAAUAGCAAUGCAUGGGGCACCCCAGCAAAGCAAUGCACAUAUAAACCAUCACAAGAUAUGGUGGGAGAAGCAGAGCCAGGACAAAGGCAUGUCAGGACGUUUCCAAGCUCCCCUGAGAACGACUUUGAAAAACUGGAAUGCCAAGAGCCCACGACUCCCCGACCGAGUGCACAGAUCGAACAGAUAUCACAAUUUUCUCCUGAUGGAAACCACGAAAAGCAAGAACAGCCGAGCCCUCAAUCUGUUCUUGAUGUGUUCUUCCUCGACGGUGAGUUGCACAAAGAUAUCUUGAGGACACGCUACAACACCACAGGGGAUGGUUCAGACCAAGGGAUUUUCUGGGAGGACAAGCAUCCGAGGUUAUGUUACAUAAAGGAAUUGCUAGAGCUGUCAGAAUUGUGUGCAAACCAGAACUUAGAGGUAUGGUAUCUAGAAGAUGAAUUAAUCAGCCCUUGCUUGUUCGAAGAAGUACAUGGAGGCAAUCAAAUUGAUGGUACGAAGCUUUUAUUUGACUGCAUUUGCGAAGCUGUGACAGAAAUCCAGGACAUAUACUUUAGAAACCCUCCAUGCCUAUCUUCUCUCACACACAGCAUAAGGGCACCUCCUCCAGCGGGACAAAACCUUAUCUCAGAAAUCAAUAAGCGUGUUGAACGCCAUCUUCACUAUCGAUUUCCAAGCACAUUAGACCAGCUGGUUAACAUGGAUCUUGAAGGUGGCAGUUGGAUGGAUCUUGGAUCAGAAAGCGGAGAGGUCGCUGUAGUAAUAUGGGACUGCACACUAGAUGAGCUUUUGGAAGAAUUAGUUUACGACCUGUGGAUUUCAGGCUUCAAUCUCGCAGCCGGUAACCAUCUGUAGAUUUGGUAGAGUCAUACCGUUAAAUAGAAGUAACAUGUUUGUGUGGCAAAAUCCUGUGAUUUGGACAUGGAGGGCUGCAUGAGUCGUUCUUAAAGGCAUGAGCAUGGUACGGGAUGUUCACUCAUGUGAAUUUCAUCGUGACCCUCAACAUAUUAUUAUGUGUCUAGUGUCAGUUAGGCCUAGUUUGGAUACUCUAGUAAUGAGUAGGAUUUGAGUGGAUUAAGAUGUAUUGAGAGAGUAUUUAAUCUAUUGGGGAUUUACACCA